AUGGUUUUCGUGGACAAAUUCUCCGACAUUGUCAACAAAGGGAGGGAAUGUUUUGAAUUAAAUAAAGGAAACGUAUUGAUUGUCCAGAAAUAUGAUGAAGAAUGGAGCGAGUACAUAGAUUGUGACAGUUUUGCCCAGAUUAAUACUGGUGAUAAACUUAAAAUAAUUUUGAACCAAACCUGCCGAUCUGAUGAUGGUCAAGAUACAUCUGUAGUAAGUAACUACACUUUUCCUCAACACUAUCAACUCAUGCAAUUUGAACAUUCAAAGCCAUUUUUAUAUUACUUAUGCAUUCUUUAAAUAGGAUAUAUUGGUUCGAAUUACAUGUAUUAAUUGUUAAAUAUUGUCAAUGAUGUAGCGACAACAGACCAAGGAGGUUGCAACAUAAUGGAUUUGCAUAAAUCCUGUAAAUGUUCAGGCCAACAACUCUGCAUGGGGGAGUGGCUCUAGCUAUGUCUCUAAAUGUUUAUAUAAAAAAAAGAAAUGGCAUUUAUAUCUAAGCAAAAAAAAUGGCAAAUAAAUAAAGAAAUGGCAUUUAUAUUUAUAUUUAUAUCUACUGUUGUGGUGACCCUGCCAUGAAUGCAUGACAAUGGCGAAGUUAAAUAAUUAAAUAAAUAAAUAAAUAAGCUGUAUAAAAUGGUGAUGUGACCUCUUUUAGAAAAUAUUUGAUAUGCUGCAGAUACUGAAAGAAUUUGUAGACUAAACCCAUUAACUGCCAGUACCCUGCUACUGAAGAGUAAAAUCAUUAAUUGUUUUUGUUUGUGGAAACACCACGUAAAUUUAUUACUGCAAAGCUUUCGAUCCGUAAGCCCGGAUCUUCAUCAGUGCUAAUAAUAUGUGACUUGUUUAAUUCACACGCUCCUUUUAUAUACAAGAGUGUCGUGAUCUGUUGGCUCGCGUCAUUUGAAAUUUAAUUAAACGGCACAUCAACCACGUCAUUUCAAACGUAGUGAAGUGAUUCCAAUUAACGCGCGCGCAUCCAAGACACAGAAUAGGAAGUUAUACCAGAAGCGUAACUCUAGUCGUUUCCCUUAUUGUUUGACGUCCACGAAAAUUUUAACUCGCCCACGUCAGGCCACGCCAUCCUGGCUAGUACAGCCGGAAGUUUUUAUCAGGAUUUGGUAGGUACAAAGUGCCGGUUGUACUAGCCAGGAUGGCGUGGCCUGACGUGAGCGAGUUAAAAAUUUUCGUGGACGUCAAACAAUAAGGGAAACGACUAGAGUUACGCUUCUGGUAUAACUUCCUAUUCUGUGUCCAAGACAAGAGAAAUUAAUUUUGCACAUUAAAGAGAGCACGCCACGUACUAUCUAGUGGCUUUCCCUCCUGAUCUAUAGUAUUGUGCUUCUCGAUUUCAAUUGACUCUCUCAUUUUGCGAGAGAACUUAUGAUUAUCAAUCGCCAAAAUGGUUGCCUCGUCCCAUUUUAUACGAUGGUCGUAAGUCCAAGUAUGUUUAGCCACAGCAGAUUUAUCUUGUUCGGCUUUCUCGCAAUUCAUCUUGUGUUCCUUAAGACGUACUGAGAGAUUUCGACCAGUUUCACCAAUGUAAACCAGACCACAUUCACAAGGAAUGCGGUACACACCAGGUUUCUGAGAUUCAUUUACGUUGUCCUUAUGUGUGCAAAGAGCUCGAAACAAUUUGUUUUCGCUGGAAUGGUAUACCUUUAUACCUGCUUCAUUCCUCAAAAUUCUUUCGAUUUUGUGUGAAGCCGGACCAAUGUAAGGUAGACAAACAGACGACUGAUAUUCAAUUUUCUGCUGUAUACUUUGUGGCGUUUUCAUAGCAUUAUCUAUGAAAUGCCGUGGGCAACCAUUCAUUUUUAGAACAUUUCUUAAAUGUUCUAAUUCAUCGUCAAUGUUACUUACCUCACAAAUUGUUUUCGCUCGGUUGAUGAGUGUCUUGCACGAGCCAACAGAUCACGACACUCUUGUAUAUAAAAGGAGCGUGUGAAUUAAACAAGUCACAUAUUAUUAGCACUGAUGAAGAUCCGGGCUUACGGAUCGAAAGCUUUGCAGUAAUAAAUUUACGUGGUGUUUCCACAAACAAAAACAAUUAUAUUUUAUCGCCAUGCAAACAUUCAAAGAACUUAGUAAAAUCAUUGUUUAUUUAUAGCCAAUUAAAGUAAAACAGGCUGGCGUUGGGCAGAGUAAAAUACAAUAGAAGGGCAUAUCUGCCUCAUUGCCAUAUGGGAUAUAAUCAUGCACUACGCAGGGUUUGGGAGAAAGGGAAUUAUAAUUGUUUCACAAUACUAAUCUGUAUUUUAACAGAAUGACUCCACAAAGAGGGACUUACCCAAAGAGAAGGUUCGACAAGUAUUCAAAGGCCAAAAGAAAAGAAAACUAUCAACAAAGGGUGAAAUGAUCCUUGAGCCUUUACAAGAGCAGGUAAAUUAAGUUAACACACACAUGAUAUACUUUGAUAUUCAUAAAAAAAUGAUUUGGUGCUGGAAAUUGUAUUUUUCCACUAUUAAAUUCUUUCCAAUGUAAAAUGAGGCACCCAAAUUAAAACUAUACAAUUUGUAUGACAAAUUACUAUAAUUGAACUAUGAACAUUGAGCUAUACAGGUAUAUCCAGAAAAUAUGUUGUUUUGAGCAUGUGAAUACAUUCAUUCAUUCAGACAUUUUUCAGGAUAUUGUGAACCUUCAAGCUCAGACAGAACGUGAGUCAAUACAAAGAGGGCAAAUAUAUCAAAGACCAGAACAUUUACUAAAGCCAUAUGAAAAGGCAAUAAAUGCUGCAUCAGAAGAAUUGGUAACUAUGAAUCCAUCAUUGAUAUUUGAUAGAAGUGCAUUGUUUGAACAGGCCCGAGAAAACGUUAGGGAACGUGGAUAUUUUUUCAAAAAAGGCUUUUCAAGCAGCAAACAUAAUCAAACAGAACCGCCCAGUUCAAAACCAAAGAAUACUUUAUCUGAUGAUAGAAAAAACAGAAUUCUUAAGAUCACAGAACAACUUCAAGUAAUAAAUGACCAAAUCGUGGUUAAAGAGAAGCGCAAAUUGAAAGCAGAGCAAGUGAAAGAUUAUCAAUUGUGUGAUAGAUUGCUAAAUGAAAAGAAACAACUUUUAUCUGAAAAGCAAACUCUGGAGUCUGAAAUAAAAUUAUUACAACGUAAAGAGCACAAAUCAGCUUG
This is a messenger RNA of Paramuricea clavata, 3126 nucleotides long. The record is from the annotation of a GenBank genome assembly. NCBI's taxonomy places the organism in Eukaryota, Metazoa, Cnidaria, Anthozoa, Malacalcyonacea, Plexauridae.